This is a messenger RNA of Puma concolor (puma), 2090 nucleotides long. The record is from RefSeq and is a predicted model, not a curated record. NCBI's taxonomy places the organism in Eukaryota, Metazoa, Chordata, Mammalia, Carnivora, Felidae.
AUGGAGAAUUCCUCCGCCGCGUCAGCCUCGUCCGAGGCUGGGAGCAGCCGCUCGCAGGAAAUCGAGGAGCUGGAGCGUUUCAUUGACAGCUACGUGCUCGAGUACCAGGUGCAGGGGCUGCUGGCCGACAAGACGGAGGGGGACGGCGAGAGCGAGCAGACCCAGUCCCACAUCUCCCAGUGGACAGCGGACUGCAGUGAACAGCUGGACAGCAGCUGUUCCUUCUCCCGAGGGCGAGCCCCCGCACAGCAGAAUGGCAGCAAAGACAACUCUCUGGACAUGCUGGGCACGGAUAUCUGGGCUGCCAACACCUUUGAUUCCUUCAGUGGUGCCACCUGGGACCUGCAGCCCGAAAAGCUGGACUUCACGCAGUUCCACCGGAAGCUGAGACACACGCCCAAGCCGACCCUGCCACACAUCGACCGGGAAGGGUGUGGAAAAGGGAAGCUAGAAGACGGGGACGGGAUCAACCUGAAUGACAUUGAGAAGGUCCUCCCGGCCUGGCAGGGCUACCACCCGAUGCCCCACGAAGUAGAGAUCGCCCACACGAAGAAGUUGUUCCGGAGGAGGAGAAAUGACCGAAGACGGCAGCAGAGGCCUCCGGGAGGGAACAAGCCCCAACAGCAUGGUGACCACCAGCCAGUCAGUGCCAAACACAACAGGGACCACCAGAAAUCCUACCAGGGGGGCUCGGUGCCUCACCCCUCAGGGAGGCCCACUCAUCACGGCUACAGCCAGAACCGGCGCUGGCACCACAGCAACAUGAAGCACCCGCCAGGCGACAAGGGGGAGGCAGGCGCCCACCGCAAUGCCAAAGAGACCGUGACCGUGGAGAGCCCCAAACUUGAGGAUGCCCUGGGGGACACCGGGCACGGCAGCCUCGAGCCCCCCCGCAGCCCUGAUGCCCCAGCCUCAGUGGCUUCCGAGAGGCUGCCCCCACCGCAGCCGGGGGGUCCAGAGGCCGAGACAAAGCGUAAAGACAGUAUUAUUCCCGAGCGCAUCGGGGAGCGGCCCAAAAUUACCCUGCUCCAGUCUUCCAAAGACAGGCUGCGGCGAAGGCUGAAAGAAAAGGAUGAAGUGGCCGUGGAGACCACCAACCCUCAGCAGAACAAGAUGGACAAGUUGAUUGAGAUCCUCAACAGCAUGCGGAACAACAGCAGUGACGUGGAUGCCAAGCUCACCACCUUCAUGGAGGAGGCCCAGAACUCGACCAACUCCGAGGAGAUGCUGGGAGAGAUCGUCCGGACCAUCUACCAGAAGGCCGUGUCCGACCGCAGCUUCGCCUUCACGGCCGCAAAGCUCUGCGACAAGAUGGCACUCUUCAUGGUGGAGGGGACCAAGUUCCGGAGCCUGCUCCUCAACAUGCUUCAGAAGGACUUCACGGUGCGGGAGGAGCUGCAGCAGCAAGACGUGGAGCGCUGGCUUGGCUUCAUCACCUUCCUGUGCGAGGUGUUCGGCACCAUGCGCAGCAGCACGGGCGAGCCCUUCCGCGUGCUCGUCUGCCCCAUCUACACCUGCCUCAGGGAGGGAGGAGCAGCCUCGGGAGCGGCGGAGGGGGGUCAAUCCGACCAGCCAGAGAAGCGGCCGGGGUUUAGCAACAAGGAGGUCGGGGGCCCGUGGUGUCAGUGGGGCGAGCACGGACGCCACGUGAGGCCACGCUGCGGAGUCAGUGGAGAUGCCUGGGCCCGCACCUUCCAGCGGGAUAGUCCACUGCAGAGCACAGGCCGGCUGCUGGAGGAGCAGCUGCCCGAGAUGAUGACCGAGCUCCUGGCCAGCGCCCGCGACAAGAUGCUGUGCCCCUCAGAGUCCAUGCUGACCCGGUCGCUGCUUCUGGAGGUCAUCGAGCUCCAUGCCAACAGCUGGAACCCUCUGACGCCCCCCAUCACGCAGUACUACAACAGAACCAUCCAGAAACUGACAGCCUGACAGCCAGGGGGCCUGGCGGGCGGCCCGCGGGCAGCUGGGGCCCUGGUACACAGGGCCAGAUGGACAGGCGGGAGGACAGGGGUGGCCCUGGCGGGAGAAAGAAAUGGGAAGGAAAGCAGACAGAGCCGGCGGCCAGUCUGGAGCCAGACCGGGAAGGAGUGCCC